Molecule: messenger RNA, 5020 nt
Organism: Bradysia coprophila
Lineage: Eukaryota; Metazoa; Arthropoda; Insecta; Diptera; Sciaridae
Cellular component (GO): extracellular region
Source: RefSeq, a predicted model, not a curated record
AUUUCAGUAUAUUAUGAACCGUUCCACUGUAUAUUCACCCAUAACACUCUUACCGGUCGAUUCGUUUUUUGUUUUGCAUUACAAUAUAUUAAGAAAAAGUUUUGUUUUUUAGUGUCGAAUAUUUUAAUUUCUUUUUGAAUGUCGUACUACCAAUUGAUGGUUUUAAUUUUAAAAUUUUAAUUAGGGUUGAGUGUUCAAGAAAAUGAUGAUAGUGUGUGCCUACAUUUGACCUAGAGAUCGACAUAGAGAGAAAACAAAUUUAUAUUUUUCCAUCAAACCAUUUUCUGAACUGUUUAUCUACAAUAUUUAUACGAGUGAUAGCAUUGAUAAACAAUUAAAAGCCAAACGAGACUAUUGUUGCGAUAAAAAUAACCUGUUAAUAAAUUACCUGUAAUCAGUUUUGUAGUUAUAGUGCUAACAAUUUGCAUAAAAUAUACCGAACGAAAAAUAAAUAAUUGAAAAGGUGUUUUAAGAACAAUCAAAAUAAUGGAAGUUUGCUGUUUGAAAAUGGCUAGUAGAUGCAGGCCAGCUCGCGCUAUACAAAUGGAUGUUACAAGAAUACCGACCAUGAGCUCAUCUCAUGACUGUGGUUCGUUGUCAAGAGUGGUAAUGGUUCGGAAAACAGAUCAGCGAAUGAUUAAUCAUAAAACGCCCAAGUCGGAUCCUCAGUGUGAGCUCGUUACGUUUGAAACAAUUCAAACAUACCGUGGCCAUAAACCAGAUCGCACUGUUGUAAUCAAAGAGACUCAGGAUUUUCCCGAGUCGCAAGCACAGCGUUCUCCAACUGCACAGCGCUUCCUCAAAUCUCAACUCUCAAGUGGCAUUCAAUCUAUGACAAUAUCCACAAGCGAUGUUAGCCGAAUCGAUAGAUGCAGUCCAGUACGAAGCAUUACACCGAAUUUCUCUGUAAGACAAAAGUCACCUUCACCUCUGUCGCAACAGGGUUCAUUCAGUUUGACAUUCACCGAUUUUGAACGAGACUGUCUCAAAGCUCAUAAUGAUUUUCGCGUGAAACAUGGCGUUAAUCCGUUGAAAUUGAAUAAGAAAUUGUGUCGGUUUGCUGAGGAGUGGGCGAAAAUUAUCGCUUCACGUGGUACUCCUGCUCAUCGUAACAACUCGCCGUACGGUGAAAACAUAUUUUGCUCAUGGAGUUCCAGCAAUAAUGUGGUGGUGAAGGGCUGGGAACCGGUCGAACAUUGGUACAGCGAGGGAGAUACACAUUGCUUCGGAAGAGAACCGUCCACAUUGAAAACGGGUCAUUUUACACAAGUAGUUUGGAAAGACAGUCGUUUGUUGGGUGUUGGUCAAGCGAGGAACAGGUCUGGCCAAGUUUUUAUAGUGGCAAAUUACGAUCCUCCAGGAAAUUUUAUCGGAAGUUUCGCGGAGAACGUUCUACCAAUAAUAUCACAGACUCCAACACCCCGGAUUGUUAUAAACGGAAUAUCGGAAGACUCAAUCGAUUCCCUUCUGACCGACUCGUCCAGGGAAGAUGGGGAUUUGGAUAGAUUUGUGAAUGCAAUCGUUCGAUAUCAUAACGAAUAUCGUAAGAAACACGGAGCACCCGAACUAAAGCUGAACAAAAAUCUCCGCUCAAUUUCCCAAGACUGGGCUGAAACUCUAGCCCGAGAAGAUCGAUUCGCCUACCGUCCAAACUCCGAUUACGGUGAAAAUAUCUACUGUCUUUGGUCGUCCGAUCGAAAUGCCAAAGCAAAUCCGAAAAAUGUGUGCCGAUCAUGGUAUGACGAGGUGAAAGAGUUCAAUUUCGGUGUCGAGCCGAAGGGUAUGUUCAAAGCGGGCCAUUUUUCACAAAUGGUGUGGAAGUCAUCGCGGGAAGUGGGUGUAGGUGUAGCGAAAACUAAGAAGGGAAAAGUUCUGGUGGUUUGUAAUUAUGAGCCAAGAGGAAAUGUAGUAGGGCAAUUCAAUUCAAAUGUUUUGAGAGUUGUACGUUAAGAUGUGUUGUGUCGCAAACGUUUUAGGUAUGUAACCAGAGUGAUAACCUUUUUUUACAAGAUUUGUUAAACCUAAUUCUUGUUAGAGUAAUUUGCUAUGUUGUUUUUGUUGUUUUAAGAAUUUAAUAUCUAACAGUAAAAAGCAACCAACUAACAUUGAAUGCUCUAAUACACAAGCAAUGCUGUAUCAUUUUGCGAGCUUUGUUAGAGAAAAUAUAUCGUUAGUCGACGCUGCAAUGAUUCAAUAGAAUUACGGUAAGUGAGCCAUUACAUCAUUUGGCUUUUGGUCAAAUUAAUUAAGGACUGUUCUAUGAUCGCCUCGUACAUUAGACCUUCGAAUUAAUUAGAUUUCUCUAAUCAAGAAGAUAAUAACAUUUGAGUAAAAUACAAACUUUUUAUUUUAAAUUUUAUACGGAGGUCGUACGGAUUUUUUGUAUUCUUUUAACGACACUUAAGACAAAGUGCUGUAAGAAUGAAAAACAAACUUCUCGAACUAAAUUUGGAUUUUUCAAAUAUAUUACUUACCCGCUUUGUAAUGAAGAAUAAUCGAUUCUACGUCAUUCAUCCUAAUAUCAGAGGGAGUCUCUAAUUUUCUGCAAAAGUCUCAGUUCGAGCAUCAACCAAUUUCAAUUUUUAGUGAAUCCUUUUUGGGACAAUUUUUGUUUACCGUUGAAAAUCUGGAUUCUCAGAAAUUUAUAGACUUCGUUGUGUAACAGAUGACGAUGAGUAACCAUCAUAGAACACCGUUGCGUCAAAGGGCAAUCAAAAGUCAUCCUAAGUUUGCUUCAGCUGAUUCAGCUUCAGGUCCGGAUGAAAUUUGCCAGCCCUUUCCGGUAUACCCCGUUUACUAUAUAUUGGAGAAUGCAUGCCGAAUGUCACAAAUAGUCAGACUCACAAUGGUUAUCACAAAGGGAUGCAGAAGUUCGCAGUGUUAAAAGACGUAUUUAGAUGCAACUUAAGGCAGGCCGGUAAGGACAUAGUCUGAAAUUGAAACUUGACAACCAGAAAUGCCAGAAUGAUUAUAUCUUAAUCCAAGGGAUGUUAGCGGUACCAACAUAGAUUAAUAUCGCCUAAGCAGUCAGGUAUUACUAAAGAAUUUAAAUCAAAUUAGUUAUUAUUAUCGACCUCUAGUUCGUUGAAAGUUAUACUAAUGAAAAAAGAGUAAAUGAUCUUACCACGGCAGAGUGAAAUAAGCCAGGCAGGAGCGGUUCAUUUUUGACUGUAUGAAAAUGAACUCAAAUGAACAAUGACAUAAAUUGAAUAAUUUUAUUCGCAAAAAAUAAGGCUACUAGUAGAUAAUUCAGGUCCCUAGUCAAAUCAAGCGCUCCUGCCUGGUUUACUUUACUCUGCAGUGAUCUUACAUUUAGUAUGACUGCUAGCGAACAGUUAACUUAUUACUAAUAAACAGCCUCGAUGAAGCGGCUAACAGUGGCAGAGACAGAAAUAUGCGACAUGAGAAAAUGCAACAAAGUGAAUCUGUCGUAAAAUUUGGAUUUUUUUAGCGCAACAUUUUUGAAUGUUAAUUUUCAAGAAUUCGAUUUGAAUUGAUUGAACACAAGAAAUAAUAAAUAUUUUCACAAUUAAUGCUCGCAACAGGUCAAACCUGGCCUGAAACAAGUAAGUCUAAUUAAAAUCAUGUUGGGUUGAGGCUUUUAAUUGAUUGAUCACAGGAAUUUAAUCAGAGAAAAUCUCUUCACAUAAACUGAAUCAGAAAAAAUCUCAGAUCUAGAAUCUAGACCGACGGGAUCAUAUGAAAUGAAUCAGGUCGUUGGAGUGCUUUCCUAGGUUCAUAUCUCAAUGUAACAAUUUCUUUGGAUCUAUUCACAUAAAACCAAUUUUAAUGUUUAUGAGAACGAGAACAUUGGCCAUGGAAUUUUUCGUUUUUGAAAACAUUGAACACCGAUUUUAUUAUUUAUGAGAACACUGUCACGGGUGGCACAUUAUUAAUCAAUUAUUAAUAUAAUAAAAUCAUGAUUUUGCACACUUUUUCACACACAAAACGAAAAAUCAUCACAAUCAACCACAUCAAAACAAAAAAAUCUAAUUUAGAAUUUUCACAACUGUCACUUUUUCGUUGAACCACUUUGUCGCAAUUUGACGCAACGACAAAACGACUCUGCCACUGUUACCCGCUUCAUCGAGGCUGUUUAAGAUAUUCUUCUAUAUACGUUGCACUGUUAUACAAAAAAUCAUGUUCGCAGCUUGUGUCUAAACUGGAAUUUUGUUCAUAAGAUUUGUCGUCAACUUCGGCUUCGUCUCAGGUUGACAAUUUCUCCUUUAUUUUACUCAAAUUGUCCAUUUAAGCACAUGUUAUUAACGAAAAUAGCUAUUUAACAUAAAACAGCAUUGUAACAAAAAAGAGGUUUUUCAAUCAUUUUUCAAUUAGUAUUUUAGUAGAAUUAAACAAAUUCCUUAUUGAAAUUAUCAACUGAAGAAACGUGUUGCCUGUAGUACCAUGGACUGAAAUAUAACCGACGAAAAUGUUCAUUUUGAAUGAUUGAUUGGUCGAUUUAAAAUGAACAUUUUCCUCACUAAUAUUGAAAAAAAAAAUUGUGAAACGGACUGAUUAGAAAUGAUAAAAUCAAUAAGAAAGAAAUGUGACUAAAACUUACUUUAAUUAUACGGAUUGUUAUACCAAAGACAAAAAACAAACAAAUUAAAAAACACGCAAAUGAGCUUUCUAAUUACAUUAAGUACACGAAUUUAUGAAAUAAUAAAAAUUAACGAGGAACACAACCAAGCCAAAUUAGAUAAAUUAGUUAUAAAUGUAGGAAACAAUCAGUGCAAAAUCGUAAAGCCAACAGAAAAUAAUUUUUAGUUUUGAAGCCAAUAAGCACAAUUUUUAUCAAGUCCAACAUUUUUUGUCUCUUAAUUUAAAAGUAAGAUUUUCAUCAUAGAACAUAUUGGUGAAUUAAUGAAAAUAAUCGCACAAAAGAUAGGCGCACCUAUUUACUUCUUACGAAAUAAAAAGUUUAAUUGUUUUAUGUAAUCUAUUAUUGUAAAAAUUUGAUUUCGUCGAUUUUUUGUACCAUCACAAUAUUUGAUUAAAAUAAAAAAUUUAUUAAGAAUCA